Messenger RNA from Malania oleifera, 3155 nucleotides. RefSeq lists its product as uncharacterized. The record is from RefSeq and is a predicted model, not a curated record. The transcript has 4 exons. Lineage: Eukaryota; Viridiplantae; Streptophyta; Magnoliopsida; Santalales; Ximeniaceae. Gene Ontology annotation, molecular function: transcription corepressor activity. The coding region runs from base 203 to 2806 and encodes 867 amino acids. Gene Ontology annotation, cellular component: nucleus.
GCAUGCUAUUCUCUCUCUCUCUCUCUAUCUCUCCUCUUACGCAGCGACUGCCGAGACACGACGACUUCGGCAUCUCAUUCUCUCUCUUUCUCUCUCUCUCAGAAGCUCUGCUCGAAAUCAACUUUGGUAGCCAUGAAAGCUGAGCUCUCCUAGACCAGGUUAAUUUGCUUUUUCACGUGGGUUUGAAGAGUGUUUCUUCCCCAUGGAGAUGGACUCAGUUCAACUGAAUAACAAUGGACAUUACAUUGAAGAUGUGUCUAAUGAGCAGUCAAUUUAUCCAAAAUCUCCUGAUAUUUGCGAUGUAUUUGGAGAUCCAGAGAUACCACCUCGACUUGGAGUUGAGUACCAGGCUGAAAUUCCUCCUUUAACGACAGGAUUUGAGUCUCUUUGGUAUAAGAAGAGCCCCAGUGGUGCAGAAAUCGUAGCUAGUGACCUCUAUGAUUUUGUAGUGGGACUGCCUGUACCAAUUAUGUGGAUCAAUGAAGAAUCUAAGAAUAUCAAACAUGAAGGUGAUUCGAAUGACGUAUCCUAUAAAAAUGGGUCUAAUAAGACAGAAUGCAUCAAGGAAACACAGACUCAGAUCAUGGGCAACUCUAAACUUAAAGUUGAGCCCUCAGGCAGCACAUUGGAGGAUGGGUUAAGGAUAGUAGAAUCAGAAAACUCAAACAUGCAACAAGGAAUAAGGAAUGAAAAGCUUGGUGAGCACAAGGCCAAAGGACACUGUCCUGCUCCUGGCUCCAUGGGUGAGCCAUGGAGUGAGAUUGAAGAAGCCAGUUUUCUCCUUGGUCUAUAUAUCUUUGGGAAGAACCUUGUUCAGGUGAAGAAAUUUAUUGGCAAUAAAAGAAUGCAGGAUAUACUGUCAUUCUAUUAUGGGAAGUUUUAUAGAUCCGACAAAUAUUGUAGAUGGUCAGAGUGCAGGAAAAUAAGAAGCAGAAGGUGUAUUUAUGGACAAAGAAUUUUUACUGGAUUGAGGCAACAGGAAUUCCUAUCUCGUUUGCUUCCUCAUUUAUCAAUGGAAGACCAAAAUAUUUUGACAGAGGUAUCCAAGACAUUUGGAGAGGGAAAAAUUUCUCUGGAAGAAUUUGUCACUACUUUGAAGUCUAUAGUUGGGAUAGAAACUUUUAUCGAAGCAGUUGGAAUCGGUAAAGGGAAGAAAGAUCUCACUGGUAUGGCCAUGGAACCUCUUAAAUCCAAUCAAGUUGUUUCUGGCCGCCUGGACAUACCAAUUGGCAAAGCAUGUUCCUCUCUUACGCCUGAGGAAAUUAUCAAGUUUUUAACAGGAGACUUUCGGUUAAGCAAAGCCCGGUCCAGCGAUCUCUUCUGGGAAGCUGUUUGGCCCCGUUUACUUGCCAGAGGGUGGCACUCUGAGCAGCCCAAGAAUCAUAACUAUGCUGCCGGUCCCAAGAAUUCUUUGGUCUUUCUCAUUCCCAGUGUUAAGAAGUUCUCAAGAAGAAAGCUGGUAAAGGGAAACCACUAUUUUGAUUCUGUCACUGAUGUCUUGAGCAAAGUUGCUUCAGACCCUGAACUCAUUGAGCUUGACAUUGAAGCAGAUAUCGGCAACAAAAGCAAAGAAGAGUAUGGAUUGAAUAAUGAAACAAAAGCAGAUGAAGAUAAUUUGUCUAGGCAGACACGCCAUUGUUAUCUUCAACCAAGAACACCUAAUCGCCAUGCAGACCUCAUGAAAUUUACUGUUGUGGACACUAGUGUCAUAACUAGCGGAGAAAACUUCAAGGUGAGAGAAUUGAGAAGCUUACCAUUUGAAUCUUCAAAUGCUUCAGAAUGCGGAAGUCAUUCUGAAGAUGAAUGCACUUCUGAGGACUCAACAGAUGAAUCAAACUCCUCUGGAAAUUUGUUCUAUAAUCAGAAGGAUUAUGAUGAUUCCAGACCAACAAUAAUUCCUGGUGUUAAGGCACUUUGUUCUGUCUUGAAAGAAUUUGAAGUUAGCUCUUCUAAUGGUGGUAUUUUAGUUAGUAGCUCAGAUCUGGGUGAUAUAUCUGUGGAAAGUUCCAAGAAUCAGAAGAACAACGGAUGUGAUGAUGGGCUGCCAAGAAAGGCUACAAAGGGCCAGCUGAGCAGGAGGGUGAAGCCACACGCUUUAAAUUACAUAGCUCCUGUCACAAAACGGCGUCGGAGACUAUCUGCUUGUAGUCGUGCGGAGACCAGCCGCAGCACAAUUAGUUUCUCUGUGGCUUCUGGGUUUAAAAAAGAAGAGGCUAGUUGCUGCUCAGGCAAUCAUGAUUCUAGCGAGAAUCAACUCUGUGAAGUGGAUCCAUCAGAAAAGGGAUCCUCCAUCAGUUCUUCGUCUAAAAGGAGCCCAACGAGUGAAGGCAUCCUCAGUGGUGGUGGAGACCCUGUGCAUGAGAAGCCUCUAUUGCGGACAUUGAUCGACCUGAACCUACCUCAUGUCUCCCCAGAAUUGGAUAUUGAUAGAUCUUUUACAUUGGAGUUGACAGAAAGCCAGGAUGAUCAAACAAAAAUGCAGCUGGAUAAACCCAAUGGGCUGAAAACCCCUAUGGAUAUGGCCAAUACUGAGCAGCAGCCUAAUAUUUCCCGAAGGCAGAGCACAAGAAACCGUCCUUUGACCACAAGAGCGUUAGAGGCUCUUGCAUGUGGCUUUUUGAGUACAAACCGAAGGCGAAAGAGUACAGAAGCCUUUCCUAAAGAAAACUUAAUGUCAAAACCUUCCCGACGUGCCCGAGGUAGGGAUAUGAUUUCCCAGGUGGAAGAAGGGGGAAUUGAUGGGUGUAAGAGCAAUGGUGGGUUGCUCAACAAGUUUCAGAUGGAAGCUCCGAUUUCAGGCCCUUGAGUCUAUCCCAAGCUAAUUUGCCAGCAUCCACCUUUAGGAUUGAACCUGUAGCAGUACCAGUAGCUGACAUAUGCUUAGGUGGAAACGUAAUAUCAGUUGGGCUACUUAACUAAACCAGGAUAUGCAAGGAGCACAGCAAUUUCACUGUUGACUGGCUGCGACAUACAGGGCGCGGAUGCACACAUCACAGAGAGGUAUUAGCAGUGUGACCUUACCUAGAAGCUGUUUACAUAAAAUAAACGCCUGCAGCCAUGAGGUUCUGAGGAAAAAAAUGAGAGGAAAUUUCUCUCUCCUGUCAAAGUUUUAAUACAAGAACAUUUUAUAGAAUUGAAAAAUGGGUGUUUAUGUA